Messenger RNA from Patella vulgata (common limpet), 11194 nucleotides. RefSeq names its product serine/threonine-protein phosphatase 6 regulatory ankyrin repeat subunit A-like. NCBI's taxonomy places the organism in Eukaryota, Metazoa, Mollusca, Gastropoda, Patellidae. The coding region runs from base 5555 to 10618 and encodes 1687 amino acids. The transcript is spliced from 2 exons. The record is from RefSeq and is a predicted model, not a curated record. Gene Ontology annotation, molecular function: protein binding.
UGUCAACAUGAGAGGUAAAACCUGUGGUAAAUUAAUCCUUGUCGACAUUUACGAAUUGAGCAAUCCUGAGAGAGCAGUGCGAGGAUAUGUCAUUAUAGACGACCAGUCCAACCACUCAUUAGGAUCAACUGAGUUAUUUGAGGGCCUACAACUGUACGGGGAUGAGCACGAGUUCACACUCGAGACCUGUCAUGGUAAGGAAUUAUGUGUAGGUCGCAGAGCAGAAAAUCUUUGUGUACGCACAAUACUAGGAGACGUUUUUCCACUUCCGAGCAUAACUGAAUCCAGUAACGUUCCUGAUGGUACCAACGAGAUUCCAAAUCCUGAGCUUGUUAGACAAAUACCACAUCUUCAGUGUAUAGCUGAUUAUCUUCCACCAAUUGACAAUAAAGCACCCUUCCUUCUUAUUAUUGGUCGUGACGCACCUGAGUUAUUGAAAGUACGAGAGUCAAUAAAUGGGCCUAUAGGAGCAGCAUGGGCACAGCGUCUUGAUUUAGGAUGGACAGUGAGUGGAGUUCUGUGCUUAGAUCGCCAAGGAGGAAACGUCCACAUCAUAGCUAGAAGAACGUCUGUUGGAUUUGAAACCAAGUAUGAGCCUUGUGAGAAUUCCUUCAUAUGUAAACAAUCGCCAAAAGACGACUACCUGAGUUUGAGUUUUAAUGAGUUUUAUACAUCACCGAGAGAUAACGAGAUUGGUUUGAGUCAUGAGGAUCGACAAUUCCUGUCUCUUAUGGACAAGAGCUUCCAUAAGAACCAGUUGGGGAAUUGGGAAGCACCUCUUCCUUUUCGGAAUUCUGAUGUUUAUAUGCCCAACAACCGUAUUCAAGCUGAAAAAAGGUUCCAGAGUCUAUUGAGAAAUUUCAACCGAAAUCCACAACUUGAGACCGAUUAUUUCGAGUUUAUGACAAAGCUGUUUAAAAAAAGCCACGCCUCACCUUCUACGAACACUGUUGGAGUAUACCAUCCACAGAAGAAGAACCAAAUCCGAGUAGUUUUUGAUUCAUCCGCUGAGUACAAGAGCACUUCCCUCAACUCUGAGUUAUUAACUGGUCCUGAUCUUAUGAACAGAUUAAUUGGAAGGCUGCAUAGAUUUCGACAAGAGGAGGUCGCAUUUACUUGCGACGUCGAGCAAAUGUUUCACUCAUUUUACGUGAACCCGGAACAUAGAAGUUACCUAUCCUUUCUAUGGUUUGAGAACAACGACCGUAAAAAGCCGGUGAUCGAGUACCAAAUGAACGUUCACUUGUUUGGUAAUGGACCAAGUCCAGCGAUCGCAACGUACGGUCUACGAAGAGCGGCUGAUGAUGUCAAGGAUAAAUACGAGUUAGCAGCAAACAAGUUUAUCCACGAGGAGUUUUAUGUGGACGAUGGUGUGUAUUCUUGUUCAACACCACAAGAAGCCAUUGAGUUGAUUAAGACUUCACAAGCCGUAUUGAACGAGUCAAACAUUAAGCUUCACAAGGUAGCCUCCAACAGCCCCAUGGUUAUGGAUGCCCUACCAGAAGAAGAUCGAGCAAAGGGACUGAAGAACCUAGAUUUUUCGUCUGAUAUAUUACCAGUCCAGAGGUCAUUAGGAGUUCAGUGGGACCUAGAGCGAGACGAGUUAACGUUCCAAGUGAUCGACAAACAAAAUCCCUACACGAGAAGAUGAGUCCUAUCAAUAAUCCACUCUAUAUAUGAUCCGCUAGGAUUCCUCGCACCAUACACAAUAGUUGGUAAGAGAAUACUUCAGAGCCUGAUUGAGUUGGGUAACGAACACAGAGGAAAUCUUGCAUGGGACGAUCCACUACCUAACGAAUUCCAGUCGGAAUGGGGCAUAUGGAACAGAGACCUGUCAUCUAUUGGAGAAGUACGAGUACAGAGAUGUCUUAAACCAGCCAGCUUUGGUAAAGUCGAACGAGUCGAGAUUCAUGGUUAUUGCGACGCAAGCCAAGAUCAGAUCGGAGCAGUCGUAUAUCUUCGAGUGAUCAAUUCAGAGAAGAGCAUUUGGGUAUCCUUUCUUAAAGGAUGUGCCAAAGUUAAACCACUCAAACAGGUUACGAUACCAAGAAUGGAGCUGUCCGCAGCCGUACUACUUGUCAACACAGUGAGAGACAUUAAACGAGAUCUUGAGUAUACAAUCGAUGAGGAGAUCUACUAUUCAGACUCCAAGGUAGUAUUGGGAUACAUCACCAACCAAACCAAGAGGUUCUAUAUCUACGUAGCAAACAGAGUUCAAAUCAUUAGAAGUUUAACAGCCACAAACCAAUGGAGAUACAUUGAGACCAAGUUGAAUCCAGCCGAUCUAGUGAGCAGAGGUUGUGGAAUCCAUAAACUUCUUAAGAGCGAUUGGUUAAGAGGACCAGAGCAUUUAUGGGAAUCUUUGAAAACACCAAGCUUUGAGGACUACACCAGUUCUUUGAGCGAAGAAGACGCUGAGAUUAGAUCCUGUAGAACAACCCUUGUAGAAAAGACCUGUUCAUUCUGUACGCUAAUCAGUUCGUACAACAGCUGGGAGAAGCUUCUGAGAGCAGUUUGUUGUCUUAAACUGUUCACUAGAUAUAUGAACAAUGAGAAGCCCGUGGUAGAGAUCAAUCCUUCUUUAAUACAAGAAGCCGAGACCGCAGUCGUCAGACAUAUUCAACAAGAGACCUUUCCUGAUGAGCUUAAGAUCCUGAAACAUCCUGAGAAGUCCAUGAAGAAAACCGAGCUGAAAACCCUUCAACUUAGAAGUUUAGACCCCUUUAUCGACAACCAUGGUACUUUGAGAAUUGGAGGACGUCUGAGUAGAGCAAACUAUUCCAAUCAAGAGAAACAUCCUUGGAUUAUACCCAAGAAGAGUCUGAUAACGCCCUUAUUAAUCCAGCAUUACCACGACGUGAACCACCACCAAGGCCGGUCCAUCACACAUGGAGCAGUGAGGCAAGCUGGAUUCUGGAUUAUCAGUGGAGCAGAGAGAGUCAAUCAUCAAAUUAGAAACUGCAUUCGCUGUAACUUCUUACGAAGACCCUUAGAGUCACCCAAGAUGUCCGAUCUACCAGAGCAAAGAUUCGAGAACAUGCCUCCUUUCACCAACGUUGGUAUGGAUGCAUUCGGUCCUUGGGAAGUCAUGACCAGAAAAACCCGUGGAGGAUCAGCAAAUAGCAAGAGAUGGGGCAUUAUGUUCACUUGCCUUGUGAGUCGAGCCAUACAUAUAGAGAUUGUAGAUGCUAUGGACACAUCAGCAUUCAUCAACGCCCUUCGCCGAUUUAUAGCAAUCCGGGGACCUGUAGCACUUUUAUGGUCAGAUUGCGGAACCAACUUCGUCGGAGCCAGAACUGAGUUACGAGAAGCCUUAAGUGAGAUUAAAGACGAAUCUGUGAAGAAAUUCCUGACUUCAAAGGAAUGUGAGUGGAGAUUUAACCCACCCCACGCCUCACACUUUGGUGGCGUGUGGGAACGCCAAAUUGGUACGCUGAGAAGGGUAUUAGAAGGCAUGCUUCUUGGUAUUGGUAAGCAGCAGCUAACCCACGACCUUUUGGUAACGCUGAUUGCAGAAGCAGCAGCCAUUGUAAACGCACGACCAAUAACAGCCAUAUCAACAGAUCCUGAGAAUCCUGAGAUUUUAGCUCCCGGCAACCUACUUACUCUUAAAACGAGACCCUAUCUACCAGCACCAGGAGAAUUUACCAAACCAGACCUAUACUGUCGUACGCAAUGGAGAAGAGUUCAGUACCUGGUGGACCAAUUUUGGAUCCGUUGGAGACGAGAGUAUAUACAGAGUCUUCAACCACGAAGAAAAUGUCAGAAUACCACGAGCAAUAUACAAGUUAACGACAUAGUUUUAGUCAAAGAUAAAGAUGUCGUACGAGGUGAAUGGAGCAAGGGAAGAGUUACUGGUGUCAAGCUGGAUCCAGAUGGAGUAGCAAGAGUAGCUGAGGUCACCAUUUAUCGAGAUGAGAAUCCCUUCCAACCGCGUUUAAAUGGACAAUACAAAACCUAUAAGAGACCCAUUUGUGAACUUGUAUUUUUGUGCCGAAUCGAUAACGAUAAACCUUUAGGAGAAAUGUGAACAAUGGUAAAAGACUUCAUCUUUUAAGUGGGGAGUGUGCUGUUCAUUGAGACUAUAGUAUAUUCGUGCGUUCAUGUUUAUUUUUGUCGUGUACGGUAAUUCUGGUCACUGAGCGAGCCGAUCAUUUUUGGAGUGUAGUUAAUCGAGUCUAUUUUACUUCGCGUCUGCGCAUUAUCACCGAAAAUAAAAUAAAAUAUAAACACGAGGAGCUGAGCGAAGUGACCAGGGUUUUCGUCGCAUAAUCUUUUUACCGCUACUUACUUGAAGAAAAUAAUAAUAUGGUUUAGCACCUAAUACUGUGUUGUGUUUUUUCAUCAUUAGAAAGGUGCGCGUAAGCUAUCUGGGCAGCUGACGGAACGGCCAUUUGAGUUGAGACUGAGCAUAAAGUACGUUUGAGAACACGUGCGCGGUCGUCUCUGUCAGCGAGACAGAACAAUACUUGUUUAUUACUUAAUAAAUCAGGAACAUAUUACUUUAAAGAUACAAUAACAACCAGAUAAAUUCACGUCCAAAAUAGAUAUCAUGUCAUCGAUUAAUGUGAAUAACAUUUUUCUCCUCUAAUAUUAAAUAACUUUAGUUAUACUGUGUACCUACAGCCGUGUAUCAAACUGUCUAUUAUCACUGUACACAUUACACCUGGUUGACAUCACACCUGUUAAUUGUAUAGGACAGUUUGCCAUUUUAAUAACGGUCGUUAUAAGGUCUGCUGUUCAGCUCCGAAUGAGUUAAUUAAGACGGACUUACGCCAUACAGUGUGCAGUGAGGGGGAUUUUAUUCGGACAGCGGCGUUACAGUCUACUCUUAUAUUGAAUUCCAACUGUCAAGGGAUCUUUUACGUACACACAAAUCUGUACACAGAUCCUAUUUCGUUUCGUUUUUAUAGUUCAAAAUUUCGUUUUACUUGUCUUUACUAUACUUGGAUCUGGAAGAGUUGUUAUUUAACUCGUGUUCUGGGUGGUGUCAGGGAUAAGCCAAUGAAACGGUCUGUUAGGCGUGUUUUUCACGGAACUGUUGGUAAUCCACUAGUAACACCAAUGCUGAUUGGUUAAUCAAAUGUCCGACGUCAUAGGGUCAUAAGUUGUUCUUUUGACCCCUGACGUGACCUAUCGCUAUAACUUGUCAGAUCUUCAUGUAGUGUAGGCCAUCGAAAGUAUAAAAAACGAAACGAAAUAGAGAUCUGUAUUUUAAUCUGAUUAUACCCAGCUUGCUUGUCCAAAUACUAUCUAGUCUUAACAGUUCACAACUGGCAUUUACACCGACACAGCAGAUACUAAAAAUAGCACAAAUAUGUUCAUAUUGGACUGAAAUUUUCUAUCCAACAACUUGAAAAUCUUCCAACCUUUUCACACAGUAAUAACAUAGUUCUUAUUUAUACGUUUCAGAUAUCACAGUUGAAGAAAUCAAGAGAAAUAUCACUUUCAACUCAGUUGCAGUCACAAGGGGCGUAUAACUCUAAUAGGCGAAAUAGCUGCUCACCAAAGUGAUCAUACAUCAGAUGUACUUGCAACAUUGUCACCCCUGGAAAUGAAUGAAACUAUAAUUAAAGAUGCUAGGAGUGGAAAUUAUAAACGUAUUAUACAUCUGAUAGACGAAUGUGCUGAUUUACCGUUACAGUAUAUAGAUGAUGAACAUAACAAUCUAUUAAAUAUAGUUUUAUAUAGUUACCGAUCACACACCUAUCAAGAUGACAGGGACGAGUUGUUACAAUGUGUAAUUAAAUUAGUUGAAGCUGGUGUAGAUGUGAACCAUCUGAAUAAAGAUAAACAAACACCUGUAUCUAUAGCUGCUAGGAAAGGAUUGUCUAAAAUUGUUAUUUAUCUGAUAGAUCAUGGUGUUGAUAUAGAGUAUAUAGAUGAUGAACAUAACAAUCUAUUACACUUAGUUUUAGAUAGUUACCGAUCAUACCACCCUGGAACUAAAGACGAGUUGUUACAGUAUGUAAUUAAAUUAGUUGAAGCUGGUGUAGAUGUGAACCAUCUGAAUAAAGAUAAACAAACACCUGUAUCUAUAGCUGCUAGGAAAGAAUUGUCUAAAAUUGUUAUUUAUCUGAUAUUUCAUGGUGUUGAUAUAGAGUAUAUAGAUGAUGAACAUAACAAUCUAUUACACUUAGUUUUAGAUAGUUACCGAUCAUACCACCCUGGAACUAAAGACGAGUUGUUACAGUAUGUAAUUCAAUUAGUUGAAGCUGGUGUAGAUGUCAACCAUCUGAAUCAAGACCAACAAACACCUAUAUCUGUAGCUGCUAGGAAAGGAUUGUAUAACAUUGUUUUAUAUCUGAUAGAUCAUUGUGUUGAUAUACAGUAUACUGAUAGGGAACAGAAUAAUUUCUUACACUUAGUUUUAUCUAGUGCAGAGAAAUAUGGUGGAAGAGAAAGAGAUGAGUUGUUACAGUGUGUAAUAAAAUUGGUUCAAGCCGGUGUAGAUGUAAACCAUCUGAAUGAAGAGCAACAAACACCUAUAGAUGUAGCUGCUAGGCACGGGUUGUAUAACAUUUUUAUAUAUCUGAUAGAUUAUUGUGUUGGUAUACAGUAUACUGGUAGGGAACAGAAUAAUGCCUUACACUUAGUUUUAUAUAGUGCAAGGACAUAUGAUGAAAUAGAAGAAGAUGGGUUGUUACAGUGUGUAAUUAAAUUGGUUCAAGCCGGUGUAGAUGUUAACCAUAUGAAUAGAUAUGAACUAACACCUAUACAUAUAGCUGUUUUGAGAGGAUUGUAUAACAAUGUUUUAUAUCUGAUAGAUCAUUGUGUUGAUAUACAGUAUACUAAUAGGAAACAGAAUAAUUUCUUACACUUAGUUUUAUCUAGUGCAGAGGAAUAUGGUGGAAGAGAAAGAGAUGAGUUGUUACAGUGUGUAAUAAAAUUAGUUAAAGCUGGGGUAGAUGUAAACCAUCUGAAUGAAGAGCAACAAACACCUAUAGAUGUAGCUGCUAGGCACGGGUUGUAUAACAUUUUUAUAUAUCUGAUAGAUUAUUGUGUUGGUAUACAGUAUACUGAUAGGGUACAGAAUAAUGUCUUACACUUAGUUUUAUAUAGUGCAAGGACAUAUGAUGAAAUAGAAGAAGAUGGGUUGUUACAGUAUGUAAUUAAAUUAGUUAAAGCUGGGGUAGAUGUAAACCAUCUGAAUGAAGAGCAACAAACACCUAUAGAUGUAGCUGCUAUACACGGGUUGUAUAACAUUUUUAUAUAUCUGAUAGAUUAUUGUGUUGGUAUACAGUAUACUGAUAGGGUACAGAAUAAUGUCUUACACUUAGUUUUAUAUAGUGCAAGGACAUAUGAUGAAAUAGAAGAAGAUGGGUUGUUACAGUAUGUAAUUAAAUUAGUUAAAGCCGGUGUAGAUGUAAACCAUCUGAAUAGAUAUGAACAAACACCUUUACAUAUAGCUGUUGGGUGCAGAUUGUAUAACAUUGUUUUAUAUCUGAUAGAUCAUUGUGUUGAUAUACAGUAUACUGAUAGGGAACAGAAUAAUUUCUUACACUUAGUUUUAUAUAGUGCAGGGAGAUAUGGUGGAAGAGAAAAAGAUGAAGUGUUACAGUGUGUAAUAAAAUUAGUUAAAGCUGGGGUAGAUGUAAACCAUCUGAAUCAAGACCAACAAACACCUAUAUCUGUAGCUGCUAGGGAAGGAUUGUAUAACAUUGUUUUAUAUCUGAUAGAUCAUUGUGUUGGUAUACAGUAUACUGAUAGGGAACAGAAUAAUUUCUUACACUUAGUUUUAUAUAGUGCAGGGAGAUAUGGUGAAAUAGAAAGUGAUGAGUUGUUACAGUGUGUAAUUAAAUUGGUUCAAGCCGGUGUAGAUGUUAACCAUCUGAAUAGAUAUGAACAAACACCUAUACAUAUAGCUGUUUGGAGAGGAUUUUAUAACAUUGUUUUAUAUCUGAUAGAUCAUUGUGUUGGUAUACAGUAUACUGAUAGGGAACAGAAUAAUGUCUUACACUUAGUUUUAUAUUGUGCAGGGAGAUAUGGUGGAAGAGAAAAAGAUGAAGUGUUACAGUGUGUAAUUAAAUUAGUUAAAGCUGGUGUAGAUGUCAACCAUCUGAAUGAAGAACAACAAACACCUAUAUCUGUAGCUGCUAGGAAAGGAUUGUAUAACAUUGUUUUAUAUCUGAUAGAUCAUUGUGUUGGUAUACAGUAUACUGAUAGGGAACAGAAUAAUUUCUUACACUUAGUUUUAUCUAGUGCAGAGGAAUAUGGUGGAAGAGAAAGAGAUGAUGGGUUGUUACAGUGUGUAAUUAAAUUGGUUCAAGCCGGUGUAGAUGUUAACCAUAUGAAUGAAGACCAACAAACACCUAUACAUAUAGCUGCUAGGAAAGGAUUGUAUAACAAUGUUUUAUAUCUGAUAGAUCAUUGUGUUGAUAUACAGUAUACUGAUAGGGAACAGAAUAAUUUCUUACACUUAGUUUUAUAUAGUGCAGGGAGAUAUGGUGGAAGAGAAAAAGAUGAAGUGUUACAGUGUGUAAUUAAAUUAGUUAAAGCUGGUGUAGAUGUCAACCAUCUGAAUGAAGAACAACAAACACCUAUAUUUAUAGCUGCAACUAACGGAUGGUAUAAUGUUGUAAUGUAUUUGUUAGGACAUGGGGCACAUGUACAUUAUAUUGAUGAAUAUGACCAGAAUAUUCUGCACCAUGUAUUGAUUAGUAUAUACGAUAUCCGCGUAGACCAGUAUUCAGACGAGGAAGAGGUAGACCCUAUAUUAUAUAAUAUGCACCGUAUUAACGGGGAAGAUGUAGACGAGUAUACAGACGAUUGUAUUAAGGUUGUUAAAACUUUGAUAAACAUGGGAGUAGAUGUAAACAAACCCGAUAAAGAUGGUAACACUCCACUGUUCAUUAUAACCCCCACCCCAUUCCCGGAAAACCCAUUAAAACAUAUAUUGUUCAGAUUACAAUAUAAUUUGAUUACUGCAUUCUACAAUGCUGGCUGUAAUGUGAAUCAUCAAAAUAAAAAAGGACAAACGCCAUUAAUGUACUGUACAAGAGGGCAAGCCGUUAUCCGUAUCUUAAAACUGAUGAUUCAACAUUCUGAUGUAAAUCUGACAGAUAAUAAUGGUGAUACAGCGUGUAGUUAUUGUGUUCAAUAUCACGUGUUAAAUUCUACUAAUAUAUUUAAACUUUAUUCUCGCGAUGUACUGAUAUCACCUAACAAUGGAGUGAAAUUAUUUCACCAGAUUCUUACUUGUAAGAGGUUGGGGCUGUUCAAUUAUUAUAUGAGAUUACAGAUGAUUGUUAAUGGUGUUACAACAGAAGGAGAAAAUAUGCUACAUCUGUUAGCUAGAGUAAACUAUGAUUAUUCUUUAGACAAGUUUAACUGGUUGUUUAAUAAAAAGCUAGACAUAAACCAUCCAUGUUCUAAAACCAAUACACCUAUUAUGAUAGCCGCCCUGUUAUUGAAUAGUAAAUAUUUAGAACUAUUCACACGUCAUCCUAGACUAGACAUCAAUGCACAGAAUAAACAGGGUUGCACAGCACUUCAUCUGUGUAUCAUUGGAUUUACUAUGGUUAAAGAUGACUUGAAUAACAGACAGAAAAAUGACGUAGUUGAGGAUUACUGUAGACAGAUAUAUCCAAUAUACAUGGAGUGUGUUGAUAUUUUACUGGCUGUUUGUAUAAACGUAAAUACUCAAGAUGGAAGAGGUAGAACUGCUUUAAUGAUGGCGACAAUGAAAAACGAUAGAUUUCUUAUACGGAAAUUACUUAAUGCUGGUGCACUGGUUAAUUACAGUGGAAAAUCUGCUUUACAUCAUCUUGAUAUUUAUGAGAGUGUGUUUGAUCUAAGUUUUAAAUUACUUGUAUCUGCGGGAGAUAAUAUGCUUCUCAAUUUACCAUGUAUUAAUGGUACCACACUGAUCCAAGCGACCUUGUGUUUUCCACGUUGUUGGGAUCCACUUACGGCUGUUAGUUUUAUUAAAUAUUUAGUCGGUGAAAACUGCUGUCUCCAGUCUCUUGUUACAUCUUCAGUUGAAAGUAGUUAUAACCAGAUUGAUAUGAGAGAACUUAGCAGUCAAGAGAGAGGUAAACUGAGAAAACUUUUAUAUCUUAGUGGAGCUCCUGAAAACCAAAUAGUAGCAACUUUAAAUUUUGAGAAGGAAGAUACAAAUAUAGAGAGAGAUGACAUGAGAAGACUAUUAUGUCUUAGAGGGUCAUCAGAAGAAGAAAUAGUACAACAAUUAAAUUUCCAGGAAGAAGACAAAGAUGAUCGAGAUGCUACAUUCCACUCACGACACCGAGUGAUAUUCACUAAGUACUGUUGUAAUAUAUCUCUCAAGUCUCAGUGUAGGAGAAUCAUCAGACAGAAGCUAGGAUUGGGUAUAAAGGAGAAGGUUAUGGAUCUAGAACUGCCUAGAGAAUUAAACGACUUUCUCCUGUUAAAAGAUGUUCUUCAUCCUAAAGAUUACAACAUAGAUAAUAUUGAUGAUGGUUGUAAUGAUUUUGAUGAUGAUGAUGGUUAUGGUGGGUAUGAUAGAGCUAAAGAUAGAGAUGAUGAUUAUAGUCGAUAUAACUACCAGUAUUUUACCCUACCUACUGAUCAUGUGCUUAGACAAAUGUGUAUUCAAGCCCGGAAAUAUCCCAAUGGCAGAUACUGGUAUGAAAUUUAACGUGAAGAUGUCGAGGUCAUAAUUAUGUGUUUUUGUAUAUUUUAUAAAUAUUUGCUUUCUGUUGACGUUAUAGUUGUUACUGGAAGGUGAUGAUUAUAGUCAGAUUAAUUAACUGUAUUUAUAACUUAUAUCUACUAGUAAAAUCCAUAAUCCAUAAAAUAAAUUGCACUGUGAUUAUCAUUCAGUAAGGUAUUCUGGGUGUAUGUAGUUUAGCUUUAGUUUAGCUAAUUUUAAUAUUCUUCAGAGUUUAUGAAUGGAUAUAAAGGAGAAUUCAAUGAUUUCCUUCUAUAAAGAAUAUAACAUGUACUAUAUUAAUUGAUGAUGAUGAUAAUGAUGAUGAUGAUGAUGAUGAUGAUGAUAAAUAUUAUUUAUAGCCCGUAUUUAUGGUGCAUUAGCUUAAAAUCGAUGCUUUAGGCUAGCGUAUUGGCAGCUCAAUUAGAUCGAUAUAUAGAUCAUCAUCAUCAUUAUUAUUUAUAGCACUUAUGUAUUGUCCCUGUAUAUAAAAUAUAUUCUGUCAUGUUUAUAAAUAUAUAUUGCUCUUGUAAUUUUGUAUAUAAAAUAUAUUCUGAAAACGUU